AUGUUUAGAAGCAUUCAGCACCUUUGCAAACCCUUUCGAGAAUGCUGGAAACUAAGGGUAGUACUUUUAACAGUUUUGCUGCUUCCGGUCGCCGUCGUCCGUUCGGUUCCGGUUUCCGUGAAGAAGGGACGAAGCAGUUUCACCAUCGGAAACUGCGUGUGGGUCGUAGACCGGCCGUGCCCCGAUGCUGACAUUCGGUUCUAUCUGUUUACCCGUUCCAAUCCGGACGAUCGGCAGUACAUUCACAUCGAUGAGAGUUGGGAGAAGUCGAACAUUAGCUCGUCGUUCUUCAAUCCAUCGCACCCGGUGAAGGUGAUCAUCCAUGGCUACAACGCCGAUAUGUUCCUGACGCCCCUGAUAAACAUGAAAGGCGAAUACCUCUCGCGAGGGAACUACAACCUGAUUUACGUCGAUUGGAGUGACAUUGCGCAAGGUCCGUGUUACCCGUCGGCCGUGCAUAACACACGACACGUCGGCACGUGCAUUGGUCAGAUGGUUAACCGGAUCAUCGAUGCCGGGACGGACAAUAUCCAUCUGAUUGGCUUCUCACUCGGUGCGCAGGUUACCAACUAUGUGUCGACCGCAGUACGUCCGUUUCGGUUCAAACGGAUCACCGGCCUAGAUCCAGCGAUGCCGCUGUUUAUUACCGCUCCACCGAACGAUAAGCUGGAUCCCUCGGAUGCUGAGUUCGUGGACGUCAUUCACACGAAUGCUUUGGUGCAAGGGAAAAUCGAACGAUGUGGCCACGUAGAUUUUUACGUUAACGGCGGUAUCAUGCAGCCUGGUUGUUGGAGCUCUGGACAAAAUCCUAUGGCUUGCAGCCAUCAUCGCGCACCGGACUACUUUGCAGAAUCGAUCCGCAGCCUUACAGGAUUUUGGGGUUGGAGCUGUCAAAGCUACGUGUACUAUCUGCUCGGGUUCUGUCCACAGAGCAAUCUGCAGUUGGUGGCUGGCGAGGAUUGCCCGUCCGGGACGGAAGGAAUGUUCAUGGUUACCACCAACGCAGCAUCGCCGUUCGCCAUCGGCCGAUGGGCUGGUUUCAAUCUACCGCAGAAAAAGGACUCGGCACUGCACAAACAUGGCCUUAACCGAGAUCCCUUCAUCAGUGACAUUGACCAGUGGGGCAAAUUGGAUGGAUCGUUCAAUAACGUUGACCACUUUCCGACGCCUUACUCCCAGGAUCCGAAUCGAGCGGGCGACGACGAUGACUGGCCGUACUUCAAUCACGUUGGCACCAAGGAGUUGACCCGGGAGCACAUAAGAAAAAUACUCGAACAGGACAAAUCACGGUACAAUGGUGAGCAGCUGCCGAUUAUUGCAAGCACACUGGCCACCACAAUCCCCACGACACUACCGAGUGCCAACGAGGUCGACGAGGAUCGUUUCUACCUCGAGGACUUGCGACGGCGACUGCAGCAGAAAGAAGUCAGUGUCAUGAGCCAGUACACCAUGCCAGCGUUCAACGCCAAUUAAGUGCACCGCGACGAUUAUGUUUAAUCAAAGUCACACCAAAAUCCAUGUACGCCUGAUAGCAGCAUAAAAUGGAACCGGUUUUGCGGUUCUCUGACCGGUGGUGUACAGAUUAGAAAAUAAUAGUUCGGCAUAAAUUUGUGCUGCUGGACUGUUGUUACUUCCACCGUUAUUUUAAAGAAGGCCUUUCACUUUAUAGGUUUAGAGUCUACUCAGCAUUAUUCGUCAUAAACUAGUAAUAAAAAGUUUACCCCAAAGUAAACCAUUUCAAGUGCAGCGACGCGACAUUCACGUGGCCGUACCGUGGUUUAUUUAUAAAACGGACAAUCCCGGAAACAAUGAGUUCAGUUCAAACUUUUAUCGUUUCGCGUAAAAUUGACUAUUUACAAUAAUAAAGAUAUGAAAGGUUGUGACGUCUACAA
Messenger RNA from Anopheles cruzii, 1892 nucleotides. Its product is annotated as pancreatic triacylglycerol lipase. The transcript has 4 exons. The record is from RefSeq and is a predicted model, not a curated record. The coding region runs from base 1 to 1473 and encodes 490 amino acids. Gene Ontology annotation, biological process: lipid metabolic process. NCBI's taxonomy places the organism in Eukaryota, Metazoa, Arthropoda, Insecta, Diptera, Culicidae. Gene Ontology annotation, molecular function: lipase activity.